GUAUAAAGACGGCGUGCGUCCUCUAUCUCUCGAUCCCCGGCUCCUUCACUCUCUUUGCUCGCCAGAACGCCCCAAAUGAAUAUGCUUGACCCACUCAAGGGCGCAGAGUCCGGUUCUGCGUUCGCGCACUACGAGGCACGUAUUCGGACUCUCACACACCUCCUGGACAGACAACCAUGCCUUAUCCCCAUCUCUAAUCUUGACCCCGAAAACCCCGAUGAGAAUGAGGAGCUGCGAUUCUACUACUACGUAGCAACACUCUUGACUACAGGGUCUCUGGACCAGAACUGUGCAGUCACUGCGAUCCUGCUUCCAGGCCUAGUCAGGUGCAUCAUCGUGCAUACCGGGGAGGCAAAGCAGGAGCAUACUCGGACGCCAGUCGCUCAAGCACCGACGCAGGCGCAUCGUGUACAAGAGCGGCGCAUCGAUCUUCGAACCUUGGGUUCUUCACCGUGAGUACGACAGCGGU
Molecule: messenger RNA, 469 nt
Organism: Phanerochaete carnosa HHB-10118-sp
Lineage: Eukaryota; Fungi; Basidiomycota; Agaricomycetes; Polyporales; Phanerochaetaceae
Exons: 1
Coding region: 76-456 (126 amino acids)
Source: RefSeq, a predicted model, not a curated record